CGAAAAAAGUUCCACAGCAAUUCGACGUCGUCAACCAUUGAGUGGUAUCGCCACAGCGAAGCAAAGGGAUCGUUACAAACAAAACAAUACACCAUCUUGACUUAGGACUUCGAUGUAGUCCUGCCCAAACCGCCAAGAUGUUGUACGAAAUGAUAGCAAUUAUCCGCCCGGGGAAAAUCCACGAGGUGAAGGAAAUCAUGCAAACAGCCGGCUCGACGAUCCUCCGCAGCGGCGGAGUGAUCCGCGACAUAGCCAACUGGGGCGUCUUCAUGCUCCCGCGGGCGACGACGUACGCGCAGGCGCGCUACAAGAAGGGCCACUACGUGGUGAUGCGGUACGACGCGGGCGUCAAGGCGCAGGAGACGGUCAGCAUGGCGCUCCGGCUCGAGCCCAGGGUCAUCCGCGCCACUUCGGUCAAGCUCGGAGCCGGCAAGCUCGAGAGGAUGGCCAAGCUGAGCAAGGUGCCGUGGAACACGCAGGUUUCGAUGCAGAUGGAAAAGGGGCUCUCCGAUAAGCAGUGAAUGAGAAGGGGAGAUUGGGGCGGGGAGUGUGUGAUAUAGAAAGUGUUGGUUGGGGAGGAAGGGAAUAAAACUUGGAUGUACGAUACGGAUGUCUGUAUCAACAAUGAUAA
Molecule: messenger RNA, 631 nt
Organism: Pyricularia grisea
Lineage: Eukaryota; Fungi; Ascomycota; Sordariomycetes; Magnaporthales; Pyriculariaceae
Exons: 3
Coding region: 138-521 (127 amino acids)
Biological process (GO): translation
Cellular component (GO): mitochondrial small ribosomal subunit; ribosome
Molecular function (GO): structural constituent of ribosome; small ribosomal subunit rRNA binding
Source: RefSeq, a predicted model, not a curated record